Messenger RNA from Symbiodinium sp. CCMP2592, 825 nucleotides. The record is from the annotation of a GenBank genome assembly. Lineage: Eukaryota; Dinophyceae; Suessiales; Symbiodiniaceae.
AUGGCGGCACCGGAUAUGGCGGCUCCAGUCUUGGUCACCCCGAAGAAAAAAGGAUCUAAGAGGGCGGCCCCAGAUAUCACAGGUUUGUGGGAGGCUUGGGAAGAUCAUCCUAUCAUUCGGAAAGGUGCUCGCAAGCGAAAGAGCCUUUUGGUUUGGCCCGACCCAUCCAAGACCGGGCUCAUUAACAAGGCAAGCCUCAAAUGCAAUUGGAGGGUGGUCUUGGCUUUGGUGCGAAUCUACUGUCCUACAGUUGCUUCAGAUGCUCCUAACAAGACCGCUCCCGUUGCUGCACUGAAGAAGCAGGUGGCAAGCUUCUUCAAUGACAUCAGCAUCACGCCUCGGAGGGGCUUGGUGCAUGGCGAAUCUCACAGCCUGAAGAUGUUUCUGAGCUACCUGAACAGACGAAACGACGGCGCACGCAGGAAUGAUAACAGCCUCUCUGCAAUUUGGGACGAGCUGGAGAAGCAUUGGGCCCCGAAGGUUCGUUCACGCAGGAACCUCCAGGUCUCAGGUGAUGGUGAGAACGAUGAUCAGGAAGAGGAGGAGGACGAGGAGGAUGCAUGUGAGGAAGAGGCAACCUUAACCGAGCCCGAGGAUGAUGAUGAUCGUUUCGAAAAGGUUGACCCCUACCUAGCCGAAGCCAUGGGUUUGGAGGCCGGGUCACCUCCUCCACCCUCGGCCUAUGUGGGCACGAUUGCAUAUGAGUUGAAUGAUGAAGCAGGGCUCCCGAUCCCCUACGAUAUCGCAUCCCUGAAACCUCCGGCCGAUGAUGACUGCGAAGUUGAUCUUGUGCGCCAACUUGCUGAGAUCGAGCAUCUUUGCUAA